Thunnus maccoyii (southern bluefin tuna) is the source of this 2377-nucleotide messenger RNA. It is a transcript of the gene fez2a, whose product is annotated as fasciculation and elongation protein zeta 2a. NCBI's taxonomy places the organism in Eukaryota, Metazoa, Chordata, Actinopteri, Scombriformes, Scombridae. Gene Ontology annotation, cellular component: cytoplasm; axon. The transcript has 8 exons. Bases 113 to 1237 code for a protein of 374 amino acids. The record is from RefSeq and is a predicted model, not a curated record.
GCUGCAGCCGCUGCAGCCGCUGUAGGGAGUAAGCGGGCAGAGAGGAUGCUGAGGCCUGCCACCCUCACAACACAUCUAUCAUUUACCCGGGCCGACUAGGCUGUUCCGGGCUAUGGCGGCGCCGAUAGCACAUUUCGACGACGAGUGGCCGCAUUUGGGUGGUUUCAGCAUGGUUUCAGACCAGCUGCUGCCGCAGAAAGGCCGUGUAGCCGCCGCGGGGGAAGCGGCAGCUCCGCAGCUCCUCCUGGGUGAUGAUGAUGAUGAUGAUGAUCUCCCCGAGCUGCACGACAGCAGUCUCUCCCCGGGGGAAACCGGUGCCUUUAGGUCCAUGGAGGACCUGGUGAACGAUUUCGACGAGAAGUUGUCCGCUUGCUUCCGAAAUUUUAACGCCAAGACGGAAAGCAUCGCCCCCGUGAGUGAGAUCACCGAGGACUCACUGCUGGAGAGAGACGAGAUCUGGAACACUUUAACCAGUAACUACGGGCGCGUGAUGCCUGUGGAUUGGAAACAGUCUCGAACACGCACCCUACACGUCCCCACGUUCAACCUGGAGGAGAAACCAAGAAAGAGUGAUGUCACGGCGGAGCUGUCGGACGAUGAGGAGCUGAGGGAGCAGCUGGACAUGCACUCCAUCAUUGUCUCCUGUCUCGCCGAGGAGCCCCUUUUCACCGCAGAGCAGGUCAUCGAGGAGAUCGAGGAGAUGAUGCAGGACUCUCCUGACAUGGAGGCAGAGCAGAAUCCCUCUCAGUCGGACCUCUCGAUGCUCUCCCUGGACGUCCAGCACUCUAACACCAACCCUUUCUUCGAAGACAGGGUGAGGACCCUAAACGUUGCCGAGCUGAACGAGCGUCUGGAGGAGACGGAGACGGCCAUCAGGAGGUUCUCGGAGGAGCUGGUGCAGCAGCUGGCUCUCAGGGACGAGCUGGACUUUGAGAAAGAGGUGAAGAACAGCUUCAUCUCGGCUCUCAUCGAUGUACAAAACCGGCAGAAGGAGCACCGGGAGCUGCUGAAGAAGAAGAAGAAGCUGAAAGGGGGAGGCGGGACAUCGCAGGGUCUCGCGGAGAAGACGCUCGGAUCAUAUUUGACCACUGUCAUCCCUUACGAGAAAAAAGGACAUCCUCCAUCGAUAGAGGACCUCCAGAUCCUGACCAAAAUUCUACAAGCUAUGAGAGACGACAGCGACAAGGUGCCCAGUCUCUUAACAGACUAUAUUCUCAAAGUGCUUUGCCCAACGUAGACCAGAGGGAGCGUGCUGAACACUCAGGAGAGGCUUCAGGUAGUUCGUCAUGGAGAGAAGAUGAAGAGGACUCAUUGCAUUUUUUUUUUUUUGCAAACACAUGAAGCACACUUAAUUUAUUCCUGCAUGUUUUUACCUCAGGAUGUGUCUUUUAUUGUAUUCUGUUUUUCAUUUCGUUGUAUUUAUUUUAUUUAUUCUGAACCUUGUGUGUUCCUGUGAAUUUUUUGACAUCUUUUCAGUGUUUUUUGUCUUUCAUUGUGAAAGAGUGUCCUAAAAAUGUUAAAUUAUAUAGGUGAUAUACCCAGGUGGACAUACCAGCAUACUGUAGGAGCUGCACUGUUUGUAAAAUACUGAGCUUUGCUUUGUGUGUUAGCAAAACUACAAUACAAAGGGCUUUGUAUUUAUCUGAAGUGCUUCCUAUCCACUGAGCAAAGAACAAAUGUGCACAAAGCACAUUAGGCUCCCGACUGAUUGUACUUGUAUUAUGAACACAGCAGCUGCAGUAACAGAUGGUUAUAAAGAGAGUUUUAAAGCAACGAGACUGUAAAAUAUUAACAGAAGAGAAAGAUAAGAUUUGGAAAGAAGUGGUAGCAAGAAACAAAAUACAUUUACAUAGAAAAAUACCCAAAAAUAACAAACAAACUAGUUAGUUACCUUCAACCAGUGUGAACCAUCACAUCAUUCAACACAGACUUUCAAGUAGCUGCAGACAAAGUUUGCUCUCCUGUCAUCAUCUCUGCAGUAAACUACAUGCACACAUCAUUAUUCUGUGGAAGAUGUAAGUAUUGAUGGCCACUGUGAUGUUGUCUCGGCUGGAACAGUUUUGCACUGACAGUUCUAAACUAACUAACUAUGCAUUUGAGUGAAUAUUGAAUCGCGACCCGUGCACUGUCUGUACUUUUGCGGCGCCGACUGGAGCUCUGAAUCAGAGGCUCGAGCGUCAGCGAAACACCAUGAAUGGGAAUUCUUACUCUGUAUGUAUUUCUGUAUACAAGCUGCCUUUGCCUUUGCCUGAACUUUUGUACAUUAUAAAUGACUUUAUUUUCAAUGAAUGUCAUCUUACUAGACUAUUUACAGUACCUGCUUCAUUGCUAAUUUAUUCUGUAAAUAUUUGAUUUCAAAUAUAUUGUUGAAACCAUA